Moneuplotes crassus is the source of this 1342-nucleotide messenger RNA. Lineage: Eukaryota; Ciliophora; Spirotrichea; Euplotida; Euplotidae. The record is from the annotation of a GenBank genome assembly.
CUGAAGCCCUAGCUCAAUAAUAUUUUAUCUUUUAUUUGACUGUAAAAUGAGUUACGCCUCUGAUCACCUUGCAUGGCAACAAAGAGUCAAUAGAGAAGUUAAUAAGGCAAAAGAUUUUGAAAGCAAUUUCUUCCCUUUGGAGUACAAUGAAAACUCUCCAAUGAAGGGCCUUGCUGAGAAAUUCUCAGCUCCAUACUGAUUCUCGGAUCCAAAUGGAAUUGCUAAAUAUGACUUGAAAGAGACUAUGCAGAGGAUGGACUGUACUACAAAAGACAAAGGGAGGAAAUUAAAGAGCUAUAGAAAUUCUUUAACAAACCUGAAUAAUCAUGAAGGUCCUUUAAACACUUUCCAAUCUACAUAUAAAACCACGAGUAGUCCUUUUGUAUCAAAUUUGUCGAAGUCAGCAAGGAAAAUCACUAAUUCAUUGAAGAGAACAGAAAUAGAGAAGAUGAUGGCUUCAGCUUCCAGUGGGGAUGUAUUUAACACAGAUAGAUAUCCUAGAGCUAAACCAUUUUUCUAUCAAGCGUAUAUAGCAAAGAGUAAGACAGAUACACUUUCUCAAGCUUCUUCAAAAUUAGGAAGAACAAGGUCUAUUGGAAACCUUAUGAAAUCUUACCGUCCUGAAAAGAACAGUGAUCCUAAGCAUGGAACUGUAUUACCAAGAAUCAAGAAAGAGAGAUUUAAUGAGGAUACAGCAAGUGAAUACUCUUUACAGAGUAAAAUGUCUAAAGUAGCAAAAUUAAAAUUAAAAUCCAAGAAGUUCUCUGCUUUAGGCACAGAAAAGUUCGUGCCUCAACAUUUGACUUAUGCCAAGCAGGCUAAGGUUGAUGGAUCCCACCUCUCUCAAGUUUCAGACAGAGCAAGCGAAAUUAAGAACACCUUAAUAGGCACGAUUGAGAGGAUGAAUGAUAGAGAAGUUGAAGUCAUGAAAUCUGCAAUUGAUAGUGUGAAUACCCCACAUAAACCUAGACAAGUGAAUAACGAAACAAAGAGUACAGGAAUCCAAGAAAAAGUUAAUGAAACUUCCUUAGAAAAGGUACCAGAGGAGGAUAAGGAUGAAGCAGAAAAUUCAAUGAUGGAGAAAGAAGAAGAGGAAGAGCUUGCUGAUAAUGUAGAAGAUCUUCCUGAAAAAUUAAGUCCAGAUAAGGCAGCUGGUCAUUCUACCAAAAGUAAAAGCUCAAGAAGAUCUGUAAGAUCUUCUAAAUCGACCCAGAUUAUUAAUGAGUUAGAAUCCCAGAUUGAGGAUGAAAGGAAAGAAAGAGAGAAGUUACAGAAAGAAAUUGAAGAAAUGAAGAAAAUUAGUACCCAGCUUAUGGAACAGAUAAAGGAAAAGAAAGCUUAA